CUUAUCUUCAUUCUUCAAGCUUUCAAGUUUCAAAAAUAACUGAACAUGAUUCGCAAUGUGUUACGCUCGUUAUAGUACAGCUCAUACUUGCUUUAAAUUUUAUUCAUAGGUCACAUGUAUCUGGCGGCCACGGUGACCUUUUAAUAUAAAUUAUUAUUGAUUAUAAUUUCUAGUGCUCUGAUAUCCUGAAAAUCAAGUUCCGAUUAUCCGAGCUUCUGCAGAUUUCUGAUAUCAAUUCGUAUUCGCGCACUAAAGAAGCUAGCUGUACCGGCUUGUGAUAUAAUCUUCCAUUGAGUUCAGCUGUAAUCGUUGUAUUCUUCCAGUCGAAAUGGCUGCUCCGAAAAAAGUCUGCAUCGUUGGCUCUGGAAAUUGGGGUUCUGCCAUCGCUAAACUUGUCGGUUAUAAUGCUGCUCGAUUUGAUACAUUCGAUGAUACGGUUACGAUGUACGUUUAUGAAGAGAAUAUCAACGGACGGAAAUUGACUGAAAUUAUCAAUACCGAACACGAAAAUGUUAAAUAUUUACCCGGACAUAAAUUACCAGCCAAUGUUCUUGCUGUACCCGAUUUGAUAGAAGCUGCCAAAGAUGCAGAUAUUCUGAUAUUCGUCGUUCCUCAUCAAUUCAUCAAAGGGCAAUGUGAAACUUUACGCGGUAAAAUAAAAUCUACUGCCGUAGGAUUAUCGUUGAUCAAAGGUUUCGACAGAGCUGAAGGUGGUGGAAUCGACUUAAUUUCUCAUAUUAUCAAUAGAAUACUGGGUAUUGAAGUAAACGUUCUGAUGGGAGCGAACUUAGCUCACGAAGUAGCUGAAGAAAAAUUCUGUGAAACGACUAUCGGUUGUAAAGAUAAAGUAAUGGCUCCCAUCUUGAAAGACUUGAUUGAAACUGAUAAUUUCAAAGUUUCGGUCGUCAGCGAUGUCGAUACUGUUGAAGUUUGCGGUGCAUUAAAAAAUAUCGUAGCUUGCGGCGCAGGUUUUGCCGACGGAAUGGGUCUUGGUGAUAACACGAAAUCAGCUAUUAUUCGUCUAGGUUUAAUGGAGAUGAUCAAAUUCGCCGAAACGUUCUAUAAUUCGAAACAUCUUUCAACUUUUACCGAAUCCUGCGGUGUGGCUGAUUUAAUCACUACGUGUUACGGAGGUCGUAACCGUAAAGUUUCCGAAGCUUUCGUGACAUCUGGAAAAUCGAUAGAAGAUUUAGAAAAAGAAAUGCUCAACGGUCAAAAAUUACAAGGACCGGUUACCGCCGAAGAAGUGAAUUAUAUGCUCAGAAAUAGAAACAUGGAAAAUGAAUUUCCAUUGUUUACGGCUGUUUAUAAAAUAUGCACUGGUCAAAUGCCGCCUCAUACUUUAAUCGACCAAAUUAGGAAUCAUCCUGAACACAAAUUGAGAAUGCCUCCUUCCUAUAAUACUGCAAGAAAUGCUCCAGCGAUUAGUAGAUUUAGUCGGUUAACAAUAUCACUUUUCACGUAUUGGAUGCGUCGAUAAACUAUUAUAUAACAGAAAAAUGCCAUCAGAUGAGAUGGUAGGUUACCAUUCUGUAAACCAGUGCCAUCUUUAGUAUCGCUUACUCUUCUUCAUUAGUUAUACCUGUUAAAUUUUAAAUUUAAGUACUGCAAUCCAGGAUUGUCAUGUUAUGUGUCAUUUUAAUUAAAUAGUCGUUUUUGUACUAACUCGAUAUGAAUGAUUGAUGUUUCUACAUGUAUCUGUGAUAAAAUGUGCAUGAUUGUUAUUAUAAUUGUAUGGGACUAUAUUUUUUAAAUUAUUUUCCAAUUGAAAUGUUACCAUUGAGCCUGAGGUGUGUUUCGUUUGAAUUCUUCGAUAUGAUAUGAUUCACUUUAAUUAUUAAAAGAUAUACUGAAAUUUUGGAAUAGGUGCUCAGAUAUUUAAAAAUCCCGUUUAACGGUGUAGUUAUUUAAUACUAGUACUUACUUGCGUUACCAAAAAAUUUGUCCUUUUAAAAAAGUAUUCCGAUGUUGAUUUAGUUUCAUAUAAUUUAUUCUUUAGUCUUCGUAAUAAUUUACUCAAUCAGUAUGCAUAUCUAUUUUUGUGUAAAUGGAUCUCGUAUAGUAAUAUGGUAGGCAAAAAUUACGUUCAAGUGAUAAACUUUGUUUUCCAUUUUACUGCACCAAUUCGUUUUUAAGGAUAUUUUAUGAAUACGAAGUGUGCUUUCAAGUUCAUUCGUAUGUACGUUGUAUCGUUCCUAUAAUACAUAUAUCGUCGCACGUUUCUAUAAAAAAUAGUGAUUAACACUGAUUAUACUGUAUGGAUGUUCGCAUAUGUUUAAGAAAUUAAAUUGCACCUGUAUUGAAAUAUUUGCAUAUGAAUACAAAUUUUCAAUAUUU
Planococcus citri (citrus mealybug) is the source of this 2337-nucleotide messenger RNA. Its product is annotated as glycerol-3-phosphate dehydrogenase [NAD(+)], cytoplasmic-like. Bases 329 to 1480 code for a protein of 383 amino acids. The transcript has 10 exons. Gene Ontology annotation, molecular function: glycerol-3-phosphate dehydrogenase [NAD(P)+] activity; protein homodimerization activity; NAD binding. Gene Ontology annotation, biological process: glycerol-3-phosphate catabolic process; carbohydrate metabolic process. The record is from RefSeq and is a predicted model, not a curated record. Gene Ontology annotation, cellular component: cytosol; glycerol-3-phosphate dehydrogenase (FAD) complex. Lineage: Eukaryota; Metazoa; Arthropoda; Insecta; Hemiptera; Pseudococcidae.